This is a messenger RNA of Cajanus cajan (pigeon pea), 1153 nucleotides long. The record is from RefSeq and is a predicted model, not a curated record. NCBI's taxonomy places the organism in Eukaryota, Viridiplantae, Streptophyta, Magnoliopsida, Fabales, Fabaceae.
CUUCUGGGUUGAUAGAAGUGAUAUACUUUUUUCCUUUAUUUAAUUGAAAAAAGAAGACUUCUAAAAUCAACUCUCAUUUGAUCGUUGCAUGGUCUCAUACUCUGAUUAAUUAGAGCGUCUACCCUCAAUCUCAGUUUCAUUCGAAUCAUACUCUUUUGGCAUCUACUAUGGCAGAACAUGCAUCAGCCUCUUCUACUUCUAUGUCGAGAUACACUUAUGAUGUGUUUCUUAGUUUUCGAGGUGAAGACACUCGUUAUGGUUUCACUGGUAAUCUAUAUAGUGCUUUGAGUCGAAGGGGAAUCUUUACCUUCUUUGAUGAUGAUGCUCUACGUAAAGGUGAAGAGAUCAACCCUUCUCUUCGCAAAGCAAUACAAGAAUCCAGGAUCUCAAUCAUUGUUUUCUCCAAAAACUAUGCCUCCUCAACAUUUUGUUUGGAUGAGCUUGUUCAUAUCCUAGAGUGUUACACCAAACACAACAUGUGGAUAUUGCCAGUGUUUUAUGAUGUUGAUCCAUCACACGUGCGACAUCAAAAAGGGUGUUUCGGGGAAGCCUUUGCACAGCACGAACGUGGAAGAUUCAAAGACGAUAUUCAGCAGCUGCAAAAAUGGAGGAUGGCUUUGCAUCAAGCCGCUGAUUUGUCUGGUUCGCAUUUCAAAAUUGGUGGAGAAUAUGAGUGUAAGAUCAUUAAAAAGAUCAUAGAAGAGAUCUCCAAUAAACUUAAUCGACAUCUCUUGCAUAUUGCCUGUUAUCCUGUUGGAUUGCAAGUUCGGGUGCAACGUAUACAAGAACUUAUGAAUGCUCAGUUUGAUAACAAAGUGAUCAUGCUUGGGAUUCAUGGAAUGGGUGGAAUAGGAAAAUCAACGCUUGCCCGUGCUAUAUAUAAUUUGAGAGCAAAUCAAUUUGAAAGUUCUUGCUUUCUUGCUAAUGUUAGAGAAAAGUCAAUUAAGCAUGGUCUAGUGCAUAUUCAAGAGACAAUACUUUCUGAAUUAGUUGAGGAAAGAGAUAUCAAGUUGGGAGAUGUACAUCGAGGAAUUCCAACACUACAAAAAAGACUGUCGAAAGAAAGUCCUUCUUGUUCUUGAUGAUAUUGACAAAAAAGAACAAUUACAAGCAACUGCUGGAGGACUGAAUUGGUUUGGCCCUGGUAGUAUCA